UAAUUUUUUGCAUUUUCUGUUCGUAUUUCUUGUAAUAAAUACGACAUUUUAAGAAAUGUCCGACGUGGAUGAUGACUAUAUGUGUGACGAUGAAGAAGAUUAUGAUCUGGAAUACUCUGAAGAUAGUACAUCAGAACCAGAUGUUGAUUUAGAAAACCAGUAUUACAAUUCUAAAGCUUUGAAGGAAGAUGAUCCAAAAGCUGCAUUACAGAACUUUCAAAAGGUUCUUGAUCUUGAGCAAGAAAAAGGAGAGUGGGGUUUCAAGGCUCUUAAACAGAUGAUAAAAAUCAACUUUAAACUAGGAAAACAUGAUGAGAUGAUGACACGAUAUAAACAGCUAUUGACAUAUAUUAAGAGUGCAGUUACAAGAAAUCAUUCAGAGAAAUCCAUUAAUUCUAUACUUGAUUACAUCUCUACAUCUAAGCAGAUGGAAUUGCUCCAGAAUUUUUAUGAAACUACUCUUGAUGCAUUAAGGGAUGCUAAAAAUGAUAGAUUGUGGUUUAAAACUAAUACAAAGCUUGGAAAGCUUUACUAUGACAGAUCAGAGUUUAACAAACUUGCAAAGAUUCUUAAACAACUGCAUCAAUCUUGUCAGACUGACGAAGGAGAAGAUGAUUUGAAAAAAGGAACUCAACUGCUUGAAAUUUAUGCUUUAGAAAUUCAAAUGUACACUUCACAGAAAAAUAACAAAAAAUUAAAAGCCUUGUAUGAACAGUCAUUACACAUCAAGUCUGCAAUCCCUCACCCUCUUAUCAUGGGUGUCAUAAGAGAAUGUGGAGGCAAAAUGCAUUUACGAGAAGGAGAUUAUGAAAAAGCACAUACUGAUUUUUUUGAGGCAUUUAAGAAUUAUGACGAGUCAGGAAGCCCAAGACGUACAACAUGUUUAAAAUACCUUGUACUUGCAAACAUGUUGAUGAAAUCAGGGAUAAACCCUUUUGAUUCACAAGAGGCUAAACCUUACAAGAAUGACCCAGAGAUCCUUGCAAUGACCAAUCUGGUUAGUGCAUAUCAGAAUGAUGAUAUCAAUGAAUUUGAAAAGAUCCUGAAAACCAACAGGAAAAACAUUAUGGAUGACCAAUUCAUAAGAGAACACAUUGAAGAUCUUUUAAGAAACAUCCGGACACAAGUGCUGAUAAAGCUUAUCAAGCCUUACACAAGAAUACACAUCCCUUUUAUAUCUCAGGAAUUGAACAUCGAUAAAGACGAAGUUGAAAGUCUCUUAGUAUCGUGUAUUCUUGAUAAUACAAUUCAUGGAAGAAUCGAUCAAGUUAACCAGCUCUUAGAACUAGACAGAAAAUCACAAAGUACAGACAGAUUUACGGGUUUAGACCGGUGGACGUCCCAGCUCAACUCUCUACACACGGCCAUUAUCAACAAAAUAGCGUAGAAGGCAGAAAGUCUUGGAGGAUGACCAAAUUUCACUUCUCUUGUCAGUGUUGAAAACUGAAGAUCAAAGACUGGUUAUUUGUAGAUAAGUCCACAGUGUAUACAUUUCGUGCAUAUUUUAUAUUCUGGGYCGAUGCCAAUAGAGGKUGUUCGCAUGUAUCUCAAGUUGUUUUCUUUCAAUGGGACGACACAAAAGAAUAAAUUUAUCCCUGCURCUUGUGAACUAAAACCCUCUAUUAGGUAGACGACCUUCUAGGAUUUUAUAACUAGUCUUAAAGSUUUAAAGGGUUGGGCUGCCUCGUCUUACAAGCAGCCCAGYCCUGUAGUUUGGAACAUGGACAAAGAAUCUACCAUCCUCCAUUGUGGUGUGUGCAUGACACAUGUAUAGAGCUAUAAGUUUGCGUUCAUUGGUUAAAGCUCUAACAAUUAACGGACUCUUCGUUAAGUUAAAUCGUUUUGGGGACGUCAAUAUAAGCAUCAUUGAAUAGUAUUCCUCAGUUGAAAUAAUAAUUAAAAAUACAAUAUAUUUCC
This is a messenger RNA of Exaiptasia diaphana, 1917 nucleotides long. RefSeq names its product COP9 signalosome complex subunit 2. Gene Ontology annotation, cellular component: COP9 signalosome. Gene Ontology annotation, molecular function: protein binding. Bases 56 to 1387 code for a protein of 443 amino acids. The transcript has 18 exons. Lineage: Eukaryota; Metazoa; Cnidaria; Anthozoa; Actiniaria; Aiptasiidae. The record is from RefSeq and is a predicted model, not a curated record. Gene Ontology annotation, biological process: protein deneddylation.